Zymoseptoria tritici IPO323 is the source of this 1082-nucleotide messenger RNA. RefSeq lists its product as uncharacterized. The transcript has 2 exons. Lineage: Eukaryota; Fungi; Ascomycota; Dothideomycetes; Mycosphaerellales; Mycosphaerellaceae. The coding region runs from base 399 to 1082 and encodes 227 amino acids. The record is from RefSeq and is a predicted model, not a curated record.
CCACGUUCGAGCUCGGGACACUCUUUGAUAAUCGUCGACGACGGAUUCGCUGCAUCUAUGGAACAAUUUCCUCCACUCUCGCUAUCGCUGCCGUUAAAGGAAGAUGCCCUGCCAGAAGCACGGAGCUCGGAAUUCUCUGAGCCAAGCCAUCCAGACGGAGCCAGUGAAGUGGUUUUAAAUCGCGCCACACGAACUCAAGACUGGAUCGUUCAGGCGAAGUCGACCGCCCGUGAGAAUCCGACCGCCCCCGAGAAGUCGACCGCCCGUGAGAAUCCGACCACCCGUAAGAAGUCGACCGCUCCCGAGAAGUCGAUCAUUGUUCCCGAGAAGUCGAUUAUUAUCCCCGGAAAGUCGAUCAUUGUCCCCGCCUUACCAGCCUUCAGUCUCGAAGAUGCCAAAUGCGCGAUCGCAAACCUGCUUUCCAACGAAGAAGUCAAAAGCUCAACAGUCGAUCUGGUGCUUCCUCUGGUGGUCACCAUAACUUUAUCAACUGCGGUGUCUUCACUAUCUUGAAUGCCGCUUUCAUCGAAGACGAACCGACGGAUGCUCCAGUCGACGCGGCAGUUGUGCGAUAUUUGCUGGCUGCCAUCGUCGCCGUCAGAUAUGCCUUACCGUUCGAGGAACUCCCCGAGACCUGUCUGGCCCAUCUUCCCGAAGUGCAAUCCGUCUCCGAGACCCUCGACAUCCCCAACAUCUAUCGGAGAAUUCGCCAACUCCGCCAACAGAGGGAUCAACGCCGCAUCGAGCUGGGAAAACAUUGCCAAGCCCUCAAUGUUCAACGCACGACGCUGGCCUUGUUCGAGGGGUGGUUAUCACGCCAGAGACCGCCGCCGGGCUCAGGUGUCGAGACUCGCCAUGCCGUCGGGACCCUGGCGAACAUCACCACCAAACACGAGCUCGAUUUAGUGGCUUCUACACUCGGUGUUAACCCGAAGACGCUGCGGGACCGCAUGAAAGACCUAGGUGACCGGCUGGAGGCUAACAACCGGCGAACACAGCAGAAGACGGAGGAGUACCGCAAGGUGCUCGAAAUGCACACGAGCAUGCGGCUUACGGUCGAGCAGAGGCGGGAGCAUGCCUAG